AGUAUGGCGCUCACCACCUAAAUAUUAUACUAUUCAACGUGCAGAUUUAUAUCACACUGACUUUUGUCGGUUUCCGGGGCAUUUGGCCAAUCAACGGCUCUGAUUUAUUUCCAUCAGCGAUCUUCUUUUGGCUUUAAAAGCGUUUCAAGUUUCAACUCAGCCAACCACUUCUCACUCUCUCCUCCUUUGGAGGGACUCCUUUGGUUACUCAUUCUGAUUUCUGAAAACAAAACCUAAUCUGCGAUUGAUCUCAUCCAAAAGAUGCUAUUAAGAAGUUCAUCAAGUCCUUUAUUGAAUUCAUGGGUACCAAUCUCGUGCGGGUCGUCGCCGGAAUCAGACAAGAUGCUACCAAUACAGACGCCGCAAUUGAUUAGGACUGGAUCUCAUUCUAUGUCUACGUCGUUUGGUCAUGAUGAAUCUCCGACCAAACAUUCAUCCAGCCGGUGCAUGCGCGAAUCGGACCUCCGAGAUCCAGCUGUACUUCCAAAGAAGAACAAAAACGGGUCAAAGAAGCCGAAGCCGGCGAAGCUAAAAGAGAGAGAAGUGGGUUCGACAGAGGUGAGGAGAUUGUUGUCGAAUUCCGGAUUGGGAAAGGCGGAGGAGGAGACUUCUGCUGCGGCUGUUGAGGAAAAAGGGAGGGUGUUGCAGUCGCUAGUGGCGGGCGGUGCAGGUGGAGGCGGCGGAGGUAGAGUUUGCGGUGGAGGUGGCAGCGGCGGGUCACGUGAUGGGGAUGGACCGGAUUCUCAAGAUUCAAAUAGUUGGCAUGGACAUGAGAGUACGGAGGCUUAUUACCAGAAAAUGAUCGAAGCCAAUCCAGGAAAUGGUCUCCUUCUGGCCAAUUAUGCCAGAUUCUUGAAAGAGGUUAAGGGGGAUUUAGAAAAAGCUGAGGAGUACUGCGGAAGAGCAAUAUUAGCAAAUCCAAAUGAUGGUAAUGUGUUGUCACUCUACGCUGAUCUAAUAUGGCAAACCCAAAAUGACGCAGGUCGUGCCCACACAUACUUUGAUCAAGCCGUGAAAUCUGACCCUGAUGACUGCUAUGUGCUGGCCUCGUAUGCUAGAUUCCUGUGGGAUGCUGAAGAAGAGGACGAGAACGAGGAAGAAGAGGUAAGCGAGGGAAGUAGGCAAUUUGAAAUUCAGAAUGGAAAUUCAGCAGCAACCCAGAACUACUUUGGUGCACCAUCUCAUCGACCUCCCUUGACUGCUGCUUCUUAGUUUUGCAGUCUGUUCUUUUGUUAAUCACACUCUGGAGCAAAUAGUUUAGAUAACUAGUACUACUAUAUAAGUAGCUAAGAAAUAGAUUACUCUCGAGUUUCGACUAUGAAGAGUUCUCUUCCUGUCUCUUUUACAAGCACUAAUAAAACUAGAGUUCUGACUAAUUAUAAUUUUGUGAUGUCUGUUAACUGAGUAGUAUCAUUUGUACCCUUCGUUACUCUGAAAUAAAGCAUAAAGCUAGUUGUUCUGUA
Molecule: messenger RNA, 1463 nt
Organism: Nicotiana tabacum (common tobacco)
Lineage: Eukaryota; Viridiplantae; Streptophyta; Magnoliopsida; Solanales; Solanaceae
Source: RefSeq, a predicted model, not a curated record